Messenger RNA from Schizosaccharomyces japonicus yFS275, 1584 nucleotides. Its product is annotated as eukaryotic protein. The record is from RefSeq and is a predicted model, not a curated record. Lineage: Eukaryota; Fungi; Ascomycota; Schizosaccharomycetes; Schizosaccharomycetales; Schizosaccharomycetaceae. The coding region runs from base 50 to 1327 and encodes 425 amino acids. The transcript has a single exon.
UAGGUAUUUCGCGUGUGCGAGAAGCAACUCUCCGUUCGCGAACAUUUUAAUGGGGAAAUCCAAAGGGAAGACUGUAGAUGCAGGCGAAAUAUUUGAUAUUUCCGACUUGCUCAGUGAGUCUGGCUUUAGUGUCGAUACGAAUUUCUCGACAGAAGGCUCAGUGACCAGCGAAUUACCUUCCUCAGCAAGCGCGAAAGUUCAAACGAGUGAUAUUCAGGAUGCCAUUGACAAACUGUCGGAAUACAGAAGCUUAAAUGCUGAGCAGAAAAAGGAAUUACUUCGUGAUUCGUUGAGAAUUUGUUCACACAAACUUGUUCAUGAUAGCGUUGAAGCUAUUACAUCUGCUGUCCUUUCUAUAUUAAAACAAGGCCGGUCAAAAGAGGAAAUUAUCUACUGUUGUAAACUCUUAAACAUCAUAUCUGUCUAUUCUUCUGCAGAUAUUGGUGAAUUAUGGUCUUUUGCUGAAGAUGUUUUGGUACGACAUGUUAACGAGAGUUCUUCUACGGAAGUUGUCUGCGCAUGUCUUAUGUCCUACACUCUUUUGACGUUAUUACUCGACACAGAAGACGAUUCGGUGUUCGUAUUAGAAUUCUUACAAGGAAUUAUAGACUCUGACGGAGCGGUUGUUUGCGCUGAAGACGUUGCGGUGGUUGUUCAAUCUGCUUGUUUCUGUUGUGGACUAUUAAUAACCACAAUAACGUCUGCAUUGGAAACACUACAAGAAGUUGUGGAGACGCUGCAGGAACAAUUGUCGUCUUCUGAACCAGGUGUGCAAAUAGCAGCGGCGGAAUCAAUUGCCAUGGCAUACGAAAAAUACGGAAACAUGCUUGAUUUAACAGAAAGGGCCAGUAAUCCACUUGUACGUCGUAAAGACGCAUUAAUUAGAGUACUUGUUGAAGUCACCAGAGAGUCUUCAAAAACCAUAUCCAAGGGACACAAAAAACAACUUCACAAAACUGCUCGUGAAGCCCUUGUUACUGUUGAAUCGGACGGCGCUGACUGUUCUCUCAAAGAAAAAAUAAAGCUUGCUGGAAAAGUUGUCAUCGUUGAUUCUUGGGAAAAGCUGUUCCACCUUCAAAGAUAUCGUUACAUUUUUGGUUCAGGAUUAGGUCUUUAUUUUUCUGGCUUUUCUUUUGUCCGUCAAAGUCUUGGCGCAAAAACAACGUCAGCAUCACUUUUAACAGAUGAUGUCGAUGAGUUUGAUACACCAAUUGAACAUCAAUCAAUUGACCAGUUUGAUCGUCGUACACUUGAACGAACCCGUGAUAAGCGACGACGUGAAGAACAGCGUUUAAAAAAGGCAUUCAUGACCAGUGAGGAUUAUUAGAUCACGAAGCUGGAAGGUCUGUCGAAAGCGCACUUAAAAGUCUUUUUGGAAAUUUAGAAAGUGAUGCAUAUAUAAGUUAGGCAUCUAAAAAGAAGUGUAAAUUGGGUUUACAGAUUCUUUUGUUGUACUUUAUCUGUAUUUAAGUGUAAUCAAAUUUUUUGAGUGUCGACACAACAUUAUCGAUGAAUGCGUAGUUAGUUAUGUAUUUAGCCAUACCAAGACGUAGAGUUUUCCUCCAACUCUUUAGGAGGUGGCCG